Messenger RNA from Mugil cephalus (flathead mullet), 5557 nucleotides. RefSeq names its product ras homolog family member Ua (gene rhoua). The coding region runs from base 296 to 1120 and encodes 274 amino acids. Gene Ontology annotation, biological process: small GTPase-mediated signal transduction. NCBI's taxonomy places the organism in Eukaryota, Metazoa, Chordata, Actinopteri, Mugiliformes, Mugilidae. The transcript is spliced from 4 exons. Gene Ontology annotation, molecular function: GTPase activity; GTP binding. The record is from RefSeq and is a predicted model, not a curated record.
UGUCCGUGGGACGAGUGGACGGACUCAGACAGUAACAGGCGGACAACGGGGGUCGGGUCUCUGCUCUUUGACUUUGACGUUAAUAAUUAAAACUUGGAUGAACCAUGAAACCAGAUCGGACGCCGUUUCAGUUUUGCGCUACGUCGGGCGAGCAGCGGUCCAAAGUUUAGUAGUUUAACCAUGGAGACUAGAAAGAAGCGGACACCGAGUCAUUUACCGACCCUCUCCGGAGGCUGGCAGACGGAGGAAGAAUGAAGGCUGGUCCCCAGUAGGACCCGAGCUCUCCUCCAGCUUCAUGUCACCCUCCUCUCCGUGUCAGAUGCCUGCACGGGGCGAUGGGGGCUACAAGCCGGCACCUGUGUCCCCCGCUCCGCCUGUCCCGCCGAGGAGGGUCCGGAGCCGGGACAGGGGCUCCGGCAGGACGCGGCGGUCCGGGGCAGGGUCAGCGGGAACCGGUGCAGCGGAGAGGCGGGUGAAGUGUGUGCUGGUGGGGGACGGAGCGGUGGGGAAAACCAGCCUGGUGGUCAGCUACACCACGAACGGUUAUCCCACCGAGUACGUCCCGACUGCGUUUGACAACUUCUCAGCGGUGGUAUCAGUGGAUGGGCAACCGGUCAAACUACAACUCUGUGACACAGCUGGACAGGAUGAGUUUGACAAGCUGCGUCCGCUGUGUUACACCAGUGCAGACGUGUUCCUGCUGUGCUUCAGCGUGGUCAGUCCCGCCUCCUUCCAGAACGUUCCUGAGAAGUGGGUUCCUGAGAUUCGGAAACACGCCCCCUUCGCUCCGCUCGUCCUUGUGGGGACGCAGUGUGACCUUCGAGAGGAUGUCAAGGUUCUUAUUGACCUGGCAAAAUACAGAGAGCGGCCUGUGGACCCAGUGGACGCCCGGGACUGUGCGAUGGAGAUCGGAGCGGUCGCCUACAUGGAGUGCUCCUCUCUGACCCAAAAAAAUCUCAAGGAAGUAUUUGACACGGCCAUACUGGCCAGCCUGCAGAGCUACAAUUCCCACAAGCACUCGAGAGGGAAACAAAAGCAUCGGAAAAAGCAAAGGCAGACACCGGACAAGAUGAAGAGCUUAUCAAAGUCAUGGUGGAGAAGGUACUGCUGUGUGGCCUAGAGCAGACCUGAGACGGGCCUUUCGCUGGUGUCUCCGAUUGACUCUGAUCCUUUGAGUUCUGGUCAGGGAUCAGCUUGGUCCGUGUGGACCGAAGUUUGGUUUUCUUUUUAAAGGAGCCUGAUACACGGCCUCAACUGGACUGGACUGGUUGAGAACCAAGACUUUCACGGAUGUAAAAUGCUUUUGUUCUUGUUGUGAACAGGAUCUACUACUGAGCCUUUACAGGAGAAGGUGCUUCUGUGUCUCCUGGAAUUAAACUGGUGUAAACCAGUACUUUUGUGGGACUAACAGAAGAUGUGAUAGUAUUGUUUAGGAUUUGAACAGGAACUUGGAAACGUACUCUGGAGUUCUGGUAAAACCAUUCCUAGUCUGUUAUGGAUUCACGCGGCCUUUAUGCAGAGUAUAAUAAUGGUUUAUUAUUGGUGACCUAAAUGCUUCCAAUCGUCAUUUUUCUAACUUCUAACUUUAGUCUGGCUUCAGAUACCCAUGAUUAGAAAGAACUGCUGACAGAAAUAGAGCGUCCCUCAGAGCAGACUUUGUCAUUUUGGAUUUUCCGACCCAGACACGAUCACCGGGCAUAACUAAAGCCAGAACAAAUGCAUGCCGUGGUUAAUUUUAGAGCUGUUUUUGUAGCUGUGACCAUUGUUAUUCUAAUGAAAGAACAUGCUGUUUUGGCACCUGUAGCGUUAGUCGGUAACCUGAAUCAUACACCUUUUAUUUUAAACUUGAACUGAGCAAUUUAUUGAGUCAGCGCCUGCUCAGAUUUUAGUGUGGGACUAUGUCUGGUGAGGUGAAGGCUUUGGUUUGGGUCGUAUCAUGUCUGAUCUGAAACAAAACUAAUAUCAACGCUUUUUCCCCAUGAGGGUAAAAAAAGACAAUAAAAAAAUCAGGCCAAUGAAACAAAUCUUAGUUCAAAAUAUCUUCAACGAAUAAUACCAAACAGCACAUCAAGACAAUCUGAAUAUCCAUCUGAUAAUAACAUCAGCAUUGUUCUGCAACAGCAAGUUGUAUUUAUCCACGGUCACGGUAUCCACGGUGACCUACUUUGCUUUCCAUUUGUAGCUGUGGUUAUUUAUCAUCCCCAUCCAUCCUGCAUUAAUAAGGAAAUGACUGACGAGGCAGUGAGGCUGGAGUGGGACCAGUGUGGUUUGGUAGAAUAUAAAUCUUUGGUGGUGGUCUGUCGUCUGUCUGGAGCUGACCUUAAUGGGACUAAAAAUGCCCUCCGCAUUUUGUCUUCGCAUGAAACUCAGUCUCAAACUGAGAAAACAGACAUUUUAAUCUUAAGUAUUCUGACACAGACGAGAACAAGUAAUCCAGGUUUAAGAUACUUGUGCUGCUUGAUGUGAGUUUGAUUUAUUUUAUUUUUCCUGACACGUAAGCAGCAUUACGCAUAAGAACUUAACACAAGAAUUAACACAACCAAGUGCUCAGCGUGGACUCACUUAUUCGUGUAAAUCUGCAGGAGGAAUAUAAUCUGAACAAACUGAAUCCCAGUUUAUAUUUUAGCCCUCCAAAGCAAUGUAUGUGUUUAAGACUGUGAAGGUUGAAUCAUGUUUUGUCAUGAGCUAUGGUUUGAUGCAUCACGUUUGCUUUCCUGCAUUUGUCUUUAUGUAUAAUCUUCAUGUUGAAUUGUGAUGGAAACCAUCAUUCGACAUCUGUCGUUCUGCACCCUUUAACGCCACAGAGGCUACCGUUACGGUGUCUCUUGUGUAAUUGUACUGAUUCUUCUGUUAGUACUGUAGCUUGCCCCCCGCUGGAAUAGAUGAGGCCUUAUAUGUUGCAAAGCAGAAUAAAAAUAACUGAAAGCAAAAUGUGAGGCUGUUAAACACUGAGCUGCCACGCCUUCCUUUGCAUCUUGUAGUUACCCAUGAUAUCUUUUAUUUCUCUACAGUGCCUGAACAACUAACUGGCUCUUUGUAUUAGACUCACUAAAAGGCAAAGUAAAGCUUGCAGCACAGACUCAAUGCAGAUCUGGCAUCAUUUUGUGCUUACACAACUUUAUUAGACAUAAAUACAACAAAAAAAACAGUCCUCUCCUUUUUUAGCCCAGGGACAAGUGAUGCUUUUAUCUGACUCUUGACCUGAAGUUUAAAAGACAAGCUGGAGGGUGUUUAAUUAAGUAUAUCCCGGGCUAAGGGUGAGAGAUGUGUUGUUUUCUAAAAGAAUGACAGUUUGCCUGCAGCUAUGGAAGCUCUAGCUGACGGCCGUGACUCCCCAUCACGUGUGGGGUGAUGAGCAAGUUGAUGCUUUGUCCCUAAAAGUUAACUAACAUCACACUUUAUAGUGCCUGGUUCAAAGUGAGUUCUCUGCUGGUGUGAAAUGGAGUGAGCUGUGGUGUGCCCAAGAAAUUUACUGAAUAAUUUUAAUUACUGAGUUAAGUAACAUGUUCAUUGUAACGUCUGGCAAACUUUAAAAAUUUAAGUUAGAUUUGCACAUUUCUCUUUUGUUGAAUAUAAUCACCCAAUAAUCACUCUCUUUUAAAUGUUUCUAUUAAUCUAUACUGAAUGCAGACAGCAGAGACGUUCAGUGUCCGAGACAGAUCUGAGAACUUUACUCACGUCUGCUAAAAAGUGUUUGGUCGCGUUGAGCUCGGGUCUCAGAGUAAAUCCGUGACUCCCGGUUUGAAGGCUGGGUGUGACUGGGUCCAUUUGGUAGUUUUCUGCUGAAGAUGUUACAGCUGUGUCUGAAUGGGCUCACUGUGUCCAUGUCUCACUCUUGAUAGCAAAAGCAUUGUUUCUUGCAGAGGAAAAAGACAUAAUAGCUUGCUUGUCUUGCUGUUUGUGUGUAGUCUCGGCCAACGGUGGAAUUAAGUAGGCUAAAGGUCACGCAGACUCUUAUGAUAGCUGGCAUUUCCUCUGUCAGGUUUUAUCUACUUACAUGCAAGACCCACGGAGAGCAGUUAUUUUCCCAUCACAGUAAUUUUGAACGCAGCAUGCGAUCAUUUAUUGCUACAUGAAUGAUGCCUUUGUCAUUCAGAGAGUCAGUCACAUAGAGAAUAUUUUACAUGUUUUUGACCGGAGGAGGAUGAAUAAUCUUUGUUUUGGAUAUUUAUCUACCCUUUAACACCUGAUAAAUUAGCAUGCUGUAAUGCUGUAAAUAAUCCUGUAAUACAAAAGUGUUUUGUAUCUGAACAAACAAAAGCCAUUCAUGUGACAGUUGAUAUUUACUGGAUGUUAGAUGCUAUAAUAUAUAUAAUACUGUAGAGACGAGUCCGUUAAAGGGGUUAAUUUGCUACUUUUUUUAUGUGGCUAUCCAGUGUUGAUGAAAUGUAUUCAGUCGAAGCAAUAGAAUAAAUUCCUCCCUAGGUGCCAUGUUUACAGGAAAAGACUGAAAUUUGUGAGUUGCCUUCACGAGCCAGGGUGAAAACAAGAGUAGAGCCAAAAGCAGAGGUGACUAAAAUACCUCCCUGUAAGACUGAAACGCUGUCUAAGCUAAAAAAGAAGCUACGCAAACAGUGCAAACCUGUUACAUCACCUGUAGCUGUUAAUGUGUUGGACAAACGUCGCGUUACAGAACAGAAACUUCUCACUCUGUGAUCGACGUCUCUCUUCGUCCUGCCUGGUCGUGUUUUCCAGUUUAUCUUUGGGAUCUUUAAGACGGUCACCUCUGUCCCGCUACACAUAUCCACAUCCAUAAGCUGGACAGAUGUAGAAAAGGUUGAAAAUCUGAACGCUCAUGUGACCCACAUUAAAUGUGUGUUGCCAGAGGUUAGUCUCACACUGACGUGUGCACCCUGUAUGACAGAUGUUUGGCUUUGUAAUGUAGAACAGAUGGAACUCAGAAAGUGAACAGUUGACAGUCAGAGAAGAGACAUGGUGGGGACUUUCCGUUAGGUAGAGGACUGUGCAGGCAUUUUGAUAAAAGUAAGACAGAAGUAUCUGGGAUCUUAAACUCUGGUGUUGGAGGGUGGAAGUACAAAGUGUAUAAAUAACACCCUCGUGGCUAUGGUUGAUGUCUCCAUAUAACUGGAUAAAAGAGAGUUUUAACAUGUUUGUACUAGCAAAUGAGUUAUAUGUCCAUCCAACUAUCCAAAGUCGGGCUAUACCGUGAAACUGGCCUCUGUGUGCAGUAAGCAAAUCAGUUUAUACACAUUUAGACUUAACCGGGAAUAAAAUUCCCACACUGGCCCGAUUCAUGACAAGUACAGAGUAGUAUAAGAUUUGAUUUUAUUGAGGUUGAUACCCCCAAAAGCACACCUGAGCUCACUCACAUGAGACACCAGCUGAGAGCUUCUCUUAGGAACCCGAGCCCUUCAGCCUGCAUGAAGCAUUGCUCUGUUUUCAUUUCCCCUGCAUGUAAAAACAUUGUAACAGAUAAUGUGCUGCUGCAAUCUGCUCACACUGAACUCUCUGUGUAAAAGCGUAGGAGUCAGUUAAAGGAGGAUGUGUUUGUACAGACGUUUUAUACCCUGAGAAAUAAAGAUUAUUUGGUAUAAUA